GAGAGAGAGAGGAAGAGAGGAAGAGGAGAGAGGGAGGGAGGAAGAAGAGGAGACAAGCGGGCAGCAGCUUCGGCCGCCCAGGCGCCCCCUCCUCCCGUCCGAGGGCUGGCAGCCCCGCAGUGCCCAGGGGCACCAUGAACGGCAGCGGCGGCGGCGGCAGCGCGGCACUUCUGAGGAGGCGCUCCAGCAAGCAGGGCUUACAGAACCUGCUGAGACUCACGGCCCAGUGGAGCGUGGAGGACGAGGAGGAGGCCGCCAGGGAGCGGCGCCGGAGGGAGCGGGAGAGGCAGCUCCGCUCCCAGAGCGAGGACGGGCCGGGGCCCUGCCCUGAGACGCCCCCGGAACAGGAGAAGCUUCUGGCCCUGAAGCCCCCGGAGCUGGAGGAGGACGAGGGCUUCAGCGACUGGUCCCAGAAGCCGGAGCAGAGGAAGCCGAGGUGGGGCGGGGGAGACGGCGGCUUGGACGAGGGGGAGGCCCCCCCGGAGGACAGCCCGGCCAGCGAGGACAGGACCGAGGGCUCCUCACACCGCUCCUACGAGGAGGAGGAGGAGGAAGAGGAGGAGCCGCACCUGAGCCAGACCCAAGCCGGCCUGAGCCAGCUCUGUGUGGACCCAGCACCCAAGGAGGCCACGAGGGGUGUCCCAGAGGAAGAGAUGGGUCUCCUGGAGUCCGGAGGCUGCCUGCCGGGGAGGCUGGAGGCCGAGGACAGGAAGGUGUCCCCGGACUUGGAGGAGACGGAGCUGCCCCUCACCCCCACCACCAAGCUCAUCGACCGGACAGAGUCCUUGAACCGUUCCAUAAAGAAGAGUAACAGCGUGAAGAAGUCGCAGCCCGCGCUGCCCGUGUCCAAGAUCGAUGACCGGCUGGAGCAGUACACUCAGGCCAUCGAGACGGCCGGCCGGACCCCGAAGCUGAGCCGCCAGCCCUCCCUGGAGAUGCCCGCCAUGACUGUGGCCAGCUCCAAGAGCCUCUGGGAGACCGGGGAGCUUCUGGGCCAGUCCCCUGCCAAGACCACUCCUUGUAAGGAUAUCGUGGCUGGAGACAUGAGCAAGCGGAGUUUCUGGGAGCACAAGGGGGGCAGCAAGACUUCAUCCACCAUUAAGAGCACGCCCUCGGGAAAGCGGUACAAGUUUGUGGCCACCGGGCACGGCAAGUACGAGAAGGUGCUGAUAGAGGAGGCUCCGGAGUCUGCGGGCAAGGCUGGACCCCGCUGACCCCGAGACCCCAGAGGCCUUCAUCCUGGCCAGACGCCGCUUCUGCUGUGAAGAAGGGGACCCCUGCUCCCCGGUCCUCCAUUCGCUGGAGGCCUGGCCCCCGGCCCCAGCUGCCUGGCUCCCCAGCUUUCCGGCCCCUGCUCCCCAAUUCCCUCGGCCACAAGCUGCCCCGGCCCCCCGGAGGCCCCUCUUCCUGGCUCUUCAUAGAGAAUUUCUUCCCCCCGAUUUUUAAAAUCCAUUUUCUACAUGA
Antechinus flavipes (yellow-footed antechinus) is the source of this 1464-nucleotide messenger RNA. RefSeq names its product lymphocyte specific protein 1 (gene LSP1). The transcript is spliced from 11 exons. Gene Ontology annotation, molecular function: actin binding. The record is from RefSeq and is a predicted model, not a curated record. Bases 135 to 1214 code for a protein of 359 amino acids. Gene Ontology annotation, biological process: signal transduction. NCBI's taxonomy places the organism in Eukaryota, Metazoa, Chordata, Mammalia, Dasyuromorphia, Dasyuridae.